Molecule: messenger RNA, 1268 nt
Organism: Gordionus sp. m RMFG-2023
Lineage: Eukaryota; Metazoa; Nematomorpha; Gordioida; Chordodea; Parachordodidae
Product: small ribosomal subunit protein mS29-like
Exons: 12
Coding region: 1-1218 (405 amino acids)
Biological process (GO): apoptotic process
Cellular component (GO): mitochondrial ribosome; mitochondrial small ribosomal subunit
Molecular function (GO): structural constituent of ribosome
Source: RefSeq, a predicted model, not a curated record
AUGCGAACUGAUUUUUUAACAAAAAUCCCUUUAUGUAAUACCUAUAAGAAAAUUAUAGGAUUGAGAUCUAACGUAAAUUGGAUACCAAAGAAACAUUUAUUUGAAAACUCUGAAUUGUCAGAUGAUGAAUUAAAUAAAUCAUUUAGGAUCUCACUAGUUAAUCCAAAUAAACAUAAUAUUGAUCAUCUUAAUAAAAUUUACCGGGUGCCCUGGAGUGAAUAUAAAGCACUAUUUAAUGUUGGCAGAAGCUUUCGAAGAGAAAUUAUAGGCCAAGUUGCAACAUUUCAGGAAUUUGCAUUAAUGAUUAGAAAGCCUUCUCUUGAAAUCAUUCAUUAUCUGCAGAAUACUAAUAUAGACACAUCGUUAAUUAAUCGAUAUAUUAUUUAUGGUCCUAAUGGUUCUGGUAAAUCAAUGAUGCUAUGCCAUUUAUUACAUUAUGUAGUGAAAGUAGAAGAUUGGUUUUUGUUUCAUAUUCCAAAUUGUGCUGCUAUAUCGGCAAAAUAUAAAGAGGUUGUUCCAUCGACAAGUAAUCCCAACAAAUUUGACCUUCCCAAUGAAUCAAAUUUUUUGCUCAAACAUUUUUACAAUCAAAAUGAGGAAAAAUUGAAAAAAUUUGACAUUAAAACAUCCCAGGAUUAUGUAUGGAACAAACGUGAGACAACGGUCAUGAAUUCUCCGCUCCUAGAUUUAAUCAAACUGGGCAUAGAAAGGCCUCUGUACGCCACUGAUAUUGUAGGUAUAUUGUUCAAAGAGCUCAAACUUCAAGCGUGCACACUAAAAUUCAAGAUAAUUCUAAUAGCCGAUGUGGUCAAUGCCUUUUUCGGUUCAUCUCGGAUACCAGAUCAAAACAAGCGAUAUAUCGAUUGUAACGAUGUCGCUUUAAUAUAUCACAUAAAGAAGAUGCUGAAAAAUGAUUGGGUCGGUGGAGCCGCGAUUUGCACUAUAGACGAUCAAUAUCUAAAUGAAAAACGCGAAAAAAAUCAUUCUUUUAUGCCUAAAUAUUUAUUAAAAUCCGAAGGAUUCGAAUUCUUUGAUCCUUUUAUGCCCGUAAGCCUCAAAAAUUUUAACCAAUCAGAAAUGUUUAAUAUGAUAGACUAUUACAUCGAAAGAAAAUGGUUACAACAUCCUUCAGCUGAAACCUAUGAUUGCAAGAAAGAGAUAUUUUAUUUGACCGGAGGCAAUGGAUUAGAUUUUUAUAAUUUCUCUAGAACCUGGUGAUUCCUGCAAUAUGCUAAUAAUACUAAGCUAUUUAUAUUAUAAAUUUUAAU